This is a messenger RNA of Ramularia collo-cygni, 1551 nucleotides long. Its product is annotated as related to permease of the major facilitator superfamily. Gene Ontology annotation, biological process: transmembrane transport. Bases 1 to 1551 code for a protein of 516 amino acids. The record is from RefSeq and is a predicted model, not a curated record. Gene Ontology annotation, cellular component: membrane. Gene Ontology annotation, molecular function: transmembrane transporter activity. The transcript is spliced from 4 exons. NCBI's taxonomy places the organism in Eukaryota, Fungi, Ascomycota, Dothideomycetes, Mycosphaerellales, Mycosphaerellaceae.
AUGGAUAAAGUGGAUAUCGAGAAGACCAUUGAGGUCAAUCACGUUGAGCGAACGAUAUCAGGGGAGUCUCUCGAGACGGCCAAUGAUGCUCGCAUCAACGCCCUCACCCCUGAGGAGCAGAAGAAGUUGAUCUGGAAGAUCGACACCAGACUGGUGCUCACCCUUGGGUUCAUGUAUUGUGUCAGCCUCAUGGACAGAACGAACCUGGGUAUCGCUGUGGUCGCAGGAAUGGGCGUCGACUUGCAGCUCAUUGGCUUCCGGUACUCGACAUUAGUGCUGGUAUUCUUCAUAACAUACGUUGCCCUCCAGCCUCCUGCUACUGUUAUUCUCCGAAAGCUGGGACCUCGCGCCUUCCUACCCUCCAUCACACUCCUCUGGGGCGUGACCAUGAUUGGCUUUGGAUUCGUGAAAACAUGGAACACCAUGAUCCCACUUCGUCUCCUUUUAGGCGUCUUUGAGGCCGGAUUCUUCCCAGGCUGUGCAUACCUGCUCUCCUGCUGGUACCCUCGUUACGAUCUCCAGAAGCGCUACGCCGUCUUUUACCUGAUAGGCUCGCUCUCCUCUGCCUUUUCUGGUGUAAUGGCAUAUGGCUUCGCACAGAUGAAUGGACUCGGUGACCUCGGCGAGGCAUACGGACAGCACUACGGCCCCACUAAAGCCAACCCCACUGCACCAAAGGGAAUCAUGCCUGGUAUUGCUGGAUGGCGAUGGAUCUUUAUCAUGCAGGGGGUGAUCACCUGCAUCGCCGCUACCGUAGGAGCUUUCACCAUAGCCGAUUUCCCAGAGAAGGCUGCCACCAAGUCCAAGACCUUUGCGCUGUCCUUCCUGACUCAAAAGGAGGCCGAUUUCGUCGUUGCUCGUAUUGAGAAAGAUCGUCACGAUGCAAUCGCUGAGCCUUUCAACAUGGGUGUCUACCUUCGUUGCGCGGCCGAUUUGAAGGUGUGGGGCUUCGCCAUGCUUUUCAUGCUCACGACCACGACCACAUACGCAAUCGCCUACUUCCUUCCCAUCAUCCUCCACGAGGGAAUGGGAUAUACUGCCGCAAUGGCAGAAUGCUUAAUUGCCCCACCAUACGUCUUUGCCGCUUUCUGGAUGUACGGCUGUGCCUACUUUGGUGAUAAAUAUCACAUCCGUGGCCCCUUCGUCAUUCUCAACGCAAUGCUCGGUCUCAUUGGUCUCCCACUCCUGGGCUUCGCCACUUCCCCAGCUGCUCGUUACAUUGGUGUCUUCCUCGCAACCACCUCUGCCAACGCCAACGUACCCACCAUUCUCUCCUACCAAGCCAACAACCUUCGUGGACARUGGAAGCGUGCCCUCGCCUCUGCGACUUUGGUUGGUGCCGGUGGUAUCGGUGGCAUUAUCGGUUCCACUGUAUUCCGUAGCCAGGACAAGCCGGGCUACCUUCCAGGUAUCUACGCCACAACCAUUGCUUGCGCAUUGGUCGUUGUCAUUACCUGCUUGAUGGAAUUCAAAUUCUGGCGCGCCAAUAAGAGAGCUGCUGCUGGCGGCAAGAUUAUUGAGGGCCUUGAGGGCUUCCGCUACACUUUGUAG